AUGACAACAAAUCAGCCCAGCAGCAGCUCGGGACAUCAAGUCAUAACAUCUGCCCCUGAUGAGUACGGCGGCUACAAUGACGAUUGGAGCCUGAUCAAGUUUCCGGAGGGACCAAAGUUAACAUGCCCUUUCAAACUCCGAAGAGCGAGACAUGGUUGCGCACUUUGCAUACACACAUGGAAAACCAGUAGGAAACCGAAAGCGUAA
Molecule: messenger RNA, 207 nt
Organism: Glarea lozoyensis ATCC 20868
Lineage: Eukaryota; Fungi; Ascomycota; Leotiomycetes; Helotiales; Helotiaceae
Exons: 2
Coding region: 1-207 (68 amino acids)
Source: RefSeq, a predicted model, not a curated record